Lineus longissimus is the source of this 1485-nucleotide messenger RNA. RefSeq lists its product as uncharacterized. Gene Ontology annotation, biological process: proteolysis. NCBI's taxonomy places the organism in Eukaryota, Metazoa, Nemertea, Pilidiophora, Heteronemertea, Lineidae. The record is from RefSeq and is a predicted model, not a curated record. The transcript has a single exon. The coding region runs from base 1 to 1485 and encodes 494 amino acids. Gene Ontology annotation, molecular function: aspartic-type endopeptidase activity.
AUGCAUGUUGGCACAUCUGGCCCCACACCUGAUGCAAAUGAUCAAACCAUUGGUACUGAAUCAGUGAGUGCUAAAGUGGGAACUAUGCUCCAAACUGCAAAAGUGUUAGUUCAAGGUCAGAAUGGAAAAAGUGCUUGUAUUCGAAUGUUGUUUGACACAGGUGCAGACACAACUUACGUUUCUGCUUCUUUGGUGAAAAAGUUAGAGCCAGAGUGGAUCACAGCCAGAUCAGUCAGUUAUGCAGCAUUCGGUGAAGAUAAACCUUCUAGCAGUAAAAUCAGAAAUGUGUACAAGUUGGGGGUCCAGAACAAACUUGGCAGAAUUGAGUAUCUCAGGGCCAUAGAAGUGAACACUAUUUGUGCUCCUUUGCACAAACCUUGUGUACCGAGAGAGACAUUUCAGUCAUGUGUCCAGUUUGAGUUAGCCGAUGAUUUUCAAGGGUCAGCAGAAAAUGUGACCAUCGACAUUGUACUCGGACUGGACCAUUACUGGAAUGUCAUGAAAUCUGGCCUUGAGAGACUCCCAGGUGGCUUGGUCUUACAAGAAUCUGUAUUUGGCUGGAUCCUCUCAGGGUCAUGGUGUGAAGCCAAUAGCGAUGGACAUUCUCACAGUGAUUCUAGUCCUCAACUUAUUUCUCAUCAGCUGGUCUGUCUUUCUGAUAUGCCUGACAUCAGUAAGUUCUGGAAUCUGGAAGUAAUAGGUGUUUCGGGUUCCAAUGAAAAACCAGAUUUGUCUAGAGAUCCUGUUAUUCAGAGAUUCAACAAUUCUGUCACCCUAGUAGAAGGGCGAUAUGAGGUUAGGCUGCCCUGGAAAAACCCAGAUGCUAAGUUGAAUCUCUUGGAUAACAGGAAACAAGCCGAGAUUAGAUUAAGGAAUCCUUCUCGGAAAUUAGAUAAAGACUCAUCUUUGAAAACCAGAUAUGGCCAGGUUUUCGGAGAACUAGAAGUAGAGGGCAUUAUCGGAGAGAUAGAUCAGCUUGGAGAUUUAGGUGAGAAAGCGAUGUAUUACAUGCCUCAUAGGCCAGUGGUAAAUGAAUCGAAAGUUUCAACCAAAGUACGUCCAGUUUUUGAUGCUUCUGCCAAGGCCAUAAACGGUAUUUCUCUCAAUGAUUGCCUGGAAACAGGCCCUUGUCUUCUGCGUUGUUUGGUUGAUACGUUGAUUAGAUUUCGCAGAUGGCGUGUGGGACUGACUGCUGAUAUUGCCAAGGCUUUUCUCCAAAUUCGGGUACAUCCUGAUGAUCAAGAUGUACAUAGAUUUCUUCUGAGUGAUCAGGGUUACGUCAGAGAAAUGAAGUUUCUUAGGGUACCCUUUGGCAACACCAGCAGUCCCUUCCUACUCAAUGCAACCAUCAAACAUCAUCUGUCAAAGUAUCCUAAGUCAAGAGCUGUGGUAGAAUUAGAAGAUAAUUUGUAUGUAGACGAUUUGUUGACGGGUGCUGAUUUUGACAAUGAAGUACCGAGUUAUUCUCAGAAGCAAAGAAAGUGA